GCGGUUCAGAUUAUUACAGUUUAGAUUAUUUAUAACCCGGGUUAUUCUAAUUUAGAUUAUUUAUAACCCGGGUUAUUCUAAUUUAGAUUAUUUAUAACCCAGGUUAUUGCAGUUCAGAUUAUUACAGUUUAGAUUAGUUCUAACCCGGGUUAUUCUAUUUUAGAUUAGUUCUAACCCGGGUUAUUUACGGCUGGUGUUAUUGGCUGUGUUAUGACUCCAGUUGCCCGGAUGCAGUAUUUUUAUUUUUUGAGUGCAUGACUGACUGAUUGAUAUUUUUGUGCUCGGUUGCUAUGCGGCGUGUUGCCAGGGCCCGUGUGCGCAUGCGCAGUGAGCGCGGUGUGUGUCGGGACGCUGGUGGAGCUAUCUCCAGGUGUUCCUCUCAGAGCUGGAAACUGCGUGGAGGAGCAGCUGUGCGGCGCAGGGAGGAUUCAGUCCUGAACCUCAGCACACAGUUCGGUUCGGUUCCGUUCGGUUCUCUCUUCACUCCGUGUCGGUGUGUGUGUGUGAGAGAGAGCGAGAGAGAGAGGCCUGAGGAGAGACUCCGCGGCGGUGAAGGAGGAGGAGACGCCGAGGAGAGAGCGCUAAAGCCGGCUGAUGAUUUCAGGGAGCGGCGCUGAGGCCCAGCAGGCGGAGCAGGAGGUCCAGUCCGGUUCAGAGUGCAGAGGAAGCGGGGAGAGGGAGGAGGAGAGCAUGGUGAGUCCGGGCCUGGGGCGCGCUGAACCGGGACACACACACGGAGCUCAUGCCCCGCCCUCACAGCUGCUAACCGGCUAACCGGCUAACGAGCUGCAGGUUUAUCUCCUUCAUCUCCCAGCAAACUUUACACAACCACCGAGAGGGAAAUCUCACACAGUUCCACACCUCUCUAAAGGGGAAAGUAACUAACACGCUCAGAAGGGCGAUAGAAGCGUCCAGAUGACGUCAUGGGCUAAUUUGCAUAUCAAAACGUGUUACAGUGAGAUUUUCAGAAUAUACAAUGUGUAAGAAAUAAAACACUUGAGGAUGUGACGUCAUGGGAAAAUAAUCAAGUGUUUUAUUCCUCUUAUACCUUGGAUAUUUGCCAACAAUUAUUUUUUAUAUUUAUUAAAGAACAAUGAUAUUUUUUAUCCGUUUAUAGUUACAUUUAAAGUUGCUUUUCGUUAUCACUUACAUUAUGGCACUUUUACUACUGUUAAUAUCACCAAGAGAGUUUAAAAUGAAGUAAUGCACAGGGGGACAAAUAGCAGUGAUUGGUCAUCGCGAGCGACGGGGAUCGGUGAUUGGUCGUCGGGAGCGACGGGGUGAUGUGAGCUGGAGAGGCGUGUGGAGGGCAGGACAGUCGCUAAUGUUUGCUUAAAAUAUCACUCGAUUUUUUGCUAAGUGAUUUUUUUAAUAGUCACUAAAUCUGCAGCACUGCCUCCUUAUUUCAUUAUAUUUAUUUCUAUUUUAUUUUACUUUUUGUUUUAUUCCUAAGUUGUCCACUCACACAACCUCAAACAGUAGAUUUAAACUGUAAACUGUUCUGUAUUAUUUUGACACUUUCACUAGAUUUAUUCCAGCUGGUUUUCAGCAGUAGAAGUUACUUAUUUACACCUACUUUAGGAGAUGAAUAACUGAACAGUGACUGUGUGUACACACACACGCGCGCGCGCGCAGUUUCUGUAUGUACAAAAAGGAAAUACAGUAAUAUCACAUUUCACACCAGUGUACUUAACUCUGUUUUCCUGUAAAGGAAAUAAUUUUCUUUGCUGUAAGUUAAUCAAGUUUGAUCAGCAUUAAAUAAAACACUGCGUGUGUGAGAAAUAAACGGAGUGAUGGAGUUCAUCUGUUUUUGGGUCGAGACUAGUUGAUAGAGGACGUGAUAAAGGACACACGUGUGUGUGUUUCCGGUCAACUCCGAGUUUAAACCGUGUUCACUUUACAUCCACAUCAUCAUCAUCACAGGGUGUGAAUUAAACUCGUAUCUCUUCAUUAAAACGAUCCUGAACUGAGAGAAGUAAUUUUUUUUUCUUUUUUCAACAAAAACCCGGCUGCAUUUCGGUUCUCGCCAUGUGCUCACAUUUACUUCCGGAUAAAUCAAUGGACGUGGUUGGGGACCAAUCAGAACGCGCCUUUUACAUGACGUGGCAUGCGUUCAGCUUGCGUUAAUCGUCAAAGAGGAGGCGGGGCGUACGCGCGUGAGUAGGCUGAUGAUUGACGUGUGUGUUGGCCAAUCAGAGCCGCGCUGACCUUCUCACCGGCAUUUGGACUGUGCGAGUGUGCGCGAGGAUUCUCAGCGCUGAACUUUACACCCGCGCGCAGCUGCAUUUUUGCGAUUUUUUUAUAAAGAAUAAACGCGUUAAAUCUGGAUUUAUAUCCCUGUCAGGCGGCUUCAGCGCGAGUUCAGUGACUGGGAAAGAGAAAAGAAAUCAUCAUGCUGCUGUUUGUGGAGGUGACCGCAAAGGGAACCGGUCUGAAUCCUAACGCUAAAGUGUGGCAGGAAGCGUCAGCUCCUCUCUCCCACAACGCAGAGGAGGCCACGGGAGCUCCUGAUUGGCUGCAGGAAGACCACGCCCCCUCCCAACAUCUGGAUGGAGGUAAAGGGUACAGUGCUGAGUGUGGAGACUCCGCCCCUUCUGGAGACCCCACCCCUGCAGUAGACGCCGCUCUCCUGAAUGGCUUUGACCUGACUGAACUGGAGUACUCCCCAUACGGACCGGUGGAGGAAGAGAUAUCUGAGGAGAGUCUGAGGGAGUCCCUUAAGAAACAGUUGGAGUUCUGCUUCUCCAGAGAGAACCUGUCGAAGGACCUGUACCUGAUCUCUCAGAUGGACAGUGAUCAGUUCAUUCCCAUCUGGACCAUCGCCAACAUGGAGGGUGUAAAGCUCCUGACCUCUGACCUUGACCUGAUCGUGGAGGUGCUGAAAGCGUCUCCCCUGGUCCAAGUGGACGAGAAAGGUGAGAAGGUUCGGCCCAAUCACAAGCGCUGCAUCAUCAUCCUCCGAGAGGUUCCUGAGAGCACGCCUGUGGAGGAGGUUGCGGCUCUGUUUAAAAGUGAGAAGUGUCCUCAGGUCAUUAGUGUUGAAUUUGCUCACAAUAACAACUGGUACAUCACCUUCCAGUCUGAUACUGACGCUCAGCAGGCGUAUAGAUAUUUACGUGAGGAAGUGAAAACGUUUCAGGAGAAACCCAUCAUGGCUCGCAUUAAGGCCAUAAACACCUUCUUUGCUAAGAACGUCUUCGGCGCGGUGGACUCGGCCGUGUACGCGGGAGCUGCUCAGUCUCAGUACUCGUCUCCGCUCUACCUGCAGCAGGUGUUCCAGCCUCAGCAGUAUCCGCUCUACAGCCUCCUCCCUCCCUCCUGGAGCCCGUCGCCUGCGCCUUACUUCGAAACACCGCUGGCUCCGUUUCCCAACGGAACCUUUAACGGUUUCAGCGGAGCAGGAAGCUACAAGAGCGGCUCGUCUCCCCUCGGCAUCGCCCGGCACUUCCCCCGCAACCGGAGCCAGGUGAAGCCGCUGUCCCGAGCCGACGGGCCUCACGCGGACGGAUUCUCGGGUCUAAGCGGUACACAGAACCCCCGGUCCCCAGGCCCAGGACCCACUUCUGACUCAGUCACUUCCUCUGACUCUCCCCUGUCUCCCAGUGAGAACGGACUCAACGACCCGGGCAGCAACAGGGCCAGGAGAGGAAGUUACCGUGGCCUGAGGCGAAGGAGGGAAGACGAGCGAACGAGGCCCCUCCCAUCAGCUGAGGUCAAAACCCCGCCUCCCAAGUUUGACCUGGCGACCUCCAACUUUCCUCCUCUUCCAGGGGGCGUGGUCACGUUGACGGAGAGUGUUCUGGAGAAUCGCAUGGCUGAUGUAGUGAAAGGCCUGAACAGAGACAAGUUGGACAGCAGUAAACAGGAAGUGAAUAAAGAUUCUCGAGCUGUGCAGGAGGAAGUGCCAGGUCCUGUUCCUGCCACGCCCACAUCUACACCCAUACCCACACUGCAGGACACGCCCAACUCCAGUGUUUCAGUUCAGGUGAAGAUCCCAGACGAGUGUCGGACCCCGACAGACACCAUACCGGUCCUCAGUCCUGCUCCAAUCAUCAGCACGGCUUCUCAGCCUGACUCCGCCCCUAAAUCCACACACUCCGCCCCCUUCAGCACACCUGUACAGGAGCCUCGGAAACUGAGCUACGCAGAAGUGUGUCAGAAACCCCGCAAAGACCCUCCACCUGCACCCUGUCCGAGCCCCACCCCCGACCCCGCCCAGUCUCCGCCCAUGGUCAGCCAGCCGCUCCGGGAGCUCGGAGUGAACAAAGCGGAUCCGGAGGCGAGCCAUCCUGCUGAGAAGCCGUGUGAAGGAAGACCACCGCGUGAGCAGUACCGACGCAGCAGUGUUAGCAAGGGGGCGGGGUUCAAGCUGAGAGAACAGCAAAGACGGCCCCCUCAGGGACGACGCUCCUCCCCUCACACCGGAUACAACAACAGACGCAGUGGGAAAGAACAGAACAUCCCGCCGAGAUCGCCGAAGUGACUGUGUGCGGGACGUUUGUGCGCUUUACACCGACAUCGUGUAUAAAUAUUUAAUGUAAAGAGAGUUUAUAAAUUCUAUAGAAUCUAUUAAAGUAUAAAAAUAUAAAACUGCACUACUUCUGGGACGAACAGGCGGCCGCCACGGCAUGGCCCCUUACAUACAAAAAAAAAGGGAAGAUGAAGUUGGGACGUGACCCUCAGGAGCUGUAAGGGCGUGUGUGGUUAAAAAGAAACACAUGGAUGGGGAAAUGUUUCUCGCCGCGUCUCGGUUUUCCUCUUGUAACAAGACACUAAGCUUUAAUGUGUUUCUUUUUAACGUACUCUUCAUUCAGAAGAAAACAGAAAAACAUCGAGGUGCCGACAUUUACGCUGUAUAAACGUAGCACUUACGAUUGGUUGCUAUGGCGAUGGGGGGGAGGUGGGGGCGCCUGGAAAACCAAACGCGAAUGCAGUUCACCAAAGGGGAAAGGACACGGCACACUCCAGUGUGCUUCUGUUGGGACUUUCACUUUGUAGCUUUAACCAAGUGACCUGUGAAAUCAUGAGCCAAUAGGAAACAAGAAGGCGGGGACUAUAUUGUUUAGUUGAUUUGAGACAAAUAUACGUCUCCGCGGUUUAUUUUUGAGUAUAUAAGUAGCGUCACACCGAACUUCAGCCUCGCUGAAGUUUUGUUACGGUUUCGUGACUCACAUUAACGUCACGUCCACUGAAAUACAUGUUUGUUUGUUUGUUUUUUGUUUUUCUUUCUUUCACACUCCCCUGUGUGAGAAGUUAAGAUGUUUGGAUGCUUGGUCUUUCAGGAAUCACGUGAGAUUCAUUUUCAUCUCCUGGUUAAAAAAAAACCUUCCUGCGGUUUUAGAGAAACGUUGCUAACGAGAGAGCGCAGAAGAGGAGGAGUUAUGAAUUCGCUGGAGGAUGUUUCUCAGGAUGAAGGGAGGAAGUCGGUGUGAUGUGACCUCAGAGAAUAAAAAGCAGAGCACUUGGAGAACAGAGAGGAGAAGCGUAACGUAGCGGGUUUUACGGCUGCCGCGUCGUCCUGUGCCAGUUACGCAACCUCAGCAGCUCAUCGCGUUAUAUGCUAAUAAGUGUAAAGCUUAGGGGCGGGGCCAUCUAUCGGAAAUAUAUCACAAUAUUUACAGUCGUGUUUUGAAACCACUUUGACGAUUCUUUUAUUUAACGUUUAAAUUGUUGAUCAAACGCUGACAGUUUAUUACAGUAUCAAUGUUGUAUCAUGUCCAGCGCUACUGCUGUCUCCUGUGGGCGUGGCCUAUCCAGCAUUGUGGGGUUUGUUUUUAAGUUUCGUUCAGAAGUAACAGUCGCUUCUGAAGCUGUUUUAGUCAAACAGAUUAAAUCCGUUGUCUGAUUUUGUAAAAAUAUAUAUAUUAAUAUUAAUGUUCACAUAUACGCAGACGUAACGGUGCGCAUAAUUAAUUACCCUGAUGUAAUAACUGCGACCGGCACAUGAUAGCGUAAUGUCGCUCGUCUUCCUGCUCUCAUGUCUUUAUUAUACUUUAUGGUAUAAAUGAAAUCCAUCCUCUGCUGUACAAUAAUAAUAAUGUGAUGGAAAUUUUAAUGUGUGUGUGUGUUUAAUGUAUACAAAGUGUGUAU
Messenger RNA from Ictalurus furcatus (blue catfish), 6090 nucleotides. RefSeq names its product La ribonucleoprotein 4Ab (gene larp4ab). Gene Ontology annotation, molecular function: mRNA 3'-UTR binding. Gene Ontology annotation, cellular component: cytosol; cytoplasmic stress granule. The record is from RefSeq and is a predicted model, not a curated record. Lineage: Eukaryota; Metazoa; Chordata; Actinopteri; Siluriformes; Ictaluridae. Bases 2393 to 4483 code for a protein of 696 amino acids. Gene Ontology annotation, biological process: positive regulation of translation. The transcript has 16 exons.